AUGAUACCAGAAAAGCCCCUCCCGUGCUCCGAUGAGUUCGACUCGCCCGACGCCUACGUCGCGGCGCUGCUUGAGUUCGCGACCACGACGGACAUCUUCCAGAUCCUCUGCGGCGGCGUCCACGUCCUCGACUUCUUCACAACCGAAUCAGGCCUCUUCUCCCAGAUCCUCCCGCGGGAAUGGCAGCCCUUCCUGUUGUCCUACGACACCAUGGCCCUGCUCGACCUGCUCAUGCGGGACGACCUCGACGCCCUCCCGCUGGACUCCAUGGACCCCCCGCCGCCGGCGAGCUUCCUCGAGUACAUCCGCAGCGUGCGCCGCCUCUCCCUGCGCAGGACCUUCUCGCCCUCAUCCGAGGCCGAGACGAAGCCGCCGCCGAAGCUCUCGCGCUCCGUCGCCGUCGGCAUGAAGCCCAAGAAGGUGCACGAGGUCUCCCACUUUGCGCGCUACGUCGACUCCCUGGCGGGCGCCAUCUCGUCCCGCUGGGGCAAGGAGACGACGCACUUUGUCGACUUUGGCAGCGGCCAGAACUACCUCGGCCGCACCCUCGCCCUGCCGCCGUACAACCGCCACGUCGUCGCCGUCGAGGGCCGCGAGCACAACAUUGACGGCGCAAAGGGGCUCGACGUGCUCUCCGGCCUCGCGAGCAAGGAGGUCGUCAUGCGCAACAAGAAGCUCUGGCUGCAGAUGCAGGCCGACAGGCUCGGCACGGACGCCGUCAAGAACGCGCCCAGCAAGCCCUCGAGCGACGCCGUCGAAGACUUUGACUUCCGCCCCAUCAAGGAGCUCGAGCCGCAGUACAACCGCGCGCUGGGCAAGGGCUCCGUGUCAUACGUCGUGGGCCGGCUGGAGAGCGGCGACCUGUCGGAAGUCAUUGGGCGCAUCGAGAAGGAGGUGCUCCCGGAGGAGGAGGACAAGGAGCUCAAGAUGAUGGCCGUGUCGAUCCACUCGUGCGGCAACCUCUCGCACUACGGCAUCCGCUCGCUCGUCAUGAACCCGGCCAUCCACUCCGUCGCCAUCGUCGGCUGCUGCUACAAUCUGCUGACGGAGAAGCUGGGCCCGCCGACCUACAAGUACACCUACGCCCGGCCCAGCCUGCAGGCCCUCAACGGCCGCGUCGUCCGCGAGUCCGAGCGGCGCGACCCGGAGGGCUUCCCGCUCAGCGAGACGCUGUCUACCUACAAGGGGCAGGGUGUGCGCAUGAACAUCACGGCGCGCAUGAUGGCCUGCCAGGCGCCGCAGAACUGGACGCAGUCCGAGAGCGACGACUUCUUCACGCGGCACUUGUUCCGCGCGGUCCUGCAAAAGAUCUUCCUCGACCGCGGCGUCAUCAACAAGGUCUACCACCGCGACCCGGACGCCGCCGCCGCCGCCACGGGGACCGAGGCAGGCGACGCGCCCGAGGAGUCCCCCUUCAACACGAGCACGAACCCGGUCAUCAUCGGCUCGCUGCGCAAGGCGUGCUACCGGUCCCUCAAGGACUACGUCCGCGGCGCCGUCGCCAAGCUGACGACGAACCGCGAGUACAGCCAGUACAGCGACGUCAUCCGCGAGAGAAUGGCGGACAUGUCCGACGAGGACAUCGCCGCGUACGAGCAGGAGUACCUGUCCCGCAAGAAGGAGGUCGCCGCCGUGUGGAGUCUGAUGGCUUUUAGCGCGACCGUCGUCGAGUCGCUCAUCGUCACUGACCGCUGGCUAUUCCUUCGGGAGCACGCCGACGUCGUCCGUGACUGCUGGGUGGAGACCGUCUUCGACUACAAGGAGAGCCCGAGGAACAUGGUGGUAGUGGGCAUCAAGAAAUAG
Colletotrichum spaethianum is the source of this 1803-nucleotide messenger RNA. RefSeq lists its product as uncharacterized. The transcript has a single exon. NCBI's taxonomy places the organism in Eukaryota, Fungi, Ascomycota, Sordariomycetes, Glomerellales, Glomerellaceae. The coding region runs from base 1 to 1803 and encodes 600 amino acids. The record is from RefSeq and is a predicted model, not a curated record.